AUGAAACUUGCCUGUCUUCGCUGCAAGCGCAAGAAAAUAAAAUGCGACAGAGCGGAUCCUGUAUGCCGACAGUGUGUGACUGCUGCGGAGGAGUGUCAAUAUGUCGAGCGCCGCAAAAGACCUCGCGUUGCACAGCAGAAAAAUGUUAUGGAGUACUUGAGUCAGCGACUCGAACAGCUUGAGAAGCAUGUCAGUACCUCGGGUGAACCGGAUUCAUCGCCUGGCUCUCUCCCAACACCGCAGCGGGAAGUAUCACAAAGAACACCACCUUUGUCGUCUCCCGAAGCCCCCUUGACUCUGGCAGAUAGUCAGGAAUCAUGGAUUUAUCGACUUGCUACUGACACGCGCCGGAGCUUCCAAAACCAAGCCACUCCGGUCAACACCCCAGGACCAAGCAUAAACAAUGCCAUGUUAUCGCUCAAUGAUGCUCUUGAAGAUCUUGGUAGACUGAGAGUGCGUACCCAAGCUCACCAUGUUGACUUUGAUCUCUCGCCUGCGAGAUGUCGAGAAUGUAUAGAUACCUUUGUCCAUGUAGCGCACUCGAUGGUUGUGCCGGAUGUUUCUCUGGGUUCCAUGGUUGACCUCAGUGUUUUACGCUCGCUUCCAGAUGUCAUCAACUCUCCUUAUAUCAACGUCGACCCUGGAAUGCGUGUUCUGUAUUACAACGCACUAUAUUAUGGGUUGCAGGAUACUGAAGGACCGGGAGCUGAGGUGACGAUGAAAGCAUACAUGAAAGUCCUCGAAAGUGUACCAGCGUGGCUUGAGUCACCAAGCAAGACUGAUAUGGACGGAUUCACAGCCUCUCUUAUCACUUGGACCUGCAUUACCAUGCACGACUAUCCGCUUGCCUGGAAAUUUCAUUGCAAGGUAUGCCAGCACCUCAUGUCCAACGGCAUAGACCAGCUCGACAGUUCACCAGCAAAAUCGUUUACCGAUGAAGACGAAAGAGACCGCUAUCGAUAUAUUUAUUGGCAUACUUUGUGCAGUGAUAUCGCGUUUCGCUUGUUCUUCGGGAAACCAAAGGUCUUGAGAUGGGUGCCCAACAAGAUUCGGCCACCACUUACCUUUCGUGGCGACAAUAUGCACCCAUCCGCUCUUCGUGUCACAAUUGGCGUCGUGUGGGUACGAUACACGCUCUUGGCUGAAGAGUUGAUUGGCUAUGUCGACAAACAUGCGUCGAAUGGCCGGGGAGAUGACCUCUUCAAGAAGGCCGACGAAUGCUGCACACAGCUUGAAAGCCUCGUUGCUGAGUGGAAGCUUGAACAGCUCAUGAAUGCAGAGGACACUCCUAUUGACAUCCGCUGUAUGCUUGCUGAUCAUACCAUGAAUAUUUACACCUAUAUAAUUGGAAUACAGAGGCUAGUUCAAGCGGCCGUACGGGGAAAUUCCGCCACAGCAGUUAAACCGAGUCCAUUUGCUGUUCGAGCGUCUCGAAAAGUGUCCAGUAUCAUCCUCGACUUCCAUACUGAUCCCACCGUGAAUUCAAAGUCUAAGAGCAUCACCAAUCAUUUCAUCACAUUAUACCCCUUCUGCGUAGUUUUCACCCUUUACGAACAAAUACUCGCAACAUACAACCCCGAUGACUGCGAGGGUGACAUGCAGACACUGGAGAGUAUUGGAACAGCUAUGAACGAGGCGUCUACACAACGACGAGACUUGGUACCAUUUGUCAAAACCGUCGAUGCACUAAAUAGAGUAUCGCGGACGUUGCAGGAAGAGAGGCGCAAAGAAAUGGUUCCGACAAUGACAAGCAACGCGAAGUACACCAAUACUCCAGUGCUUAAUUACCAGCCAACAAGUUUCGACACCGUCCAAAAUCUGGUAGCUACCGAGUUGCCCGACUUCGACAUGUCAACCUUCAACAUGCCUGGGUAUUCUGCGAAUGCUGAAGGCGACUUUCAAUCCCUUGGAUUGUUCAGGGCACUAGAAAAUGAAUUUGUUGCACGAAAUUGGCAAAGCAACUGGUGGGAUCUUAAUGGCGGCGCGGAUGAGAGCAUGAAUCAAACAACUGCAAGCGGUGUACCCCAAGUGUCCAACAUGGGUUAUCCUCCAAGUGUUCCCGGAAAUAUGAUGUAG
This is a messenger RNA of Bipolaris zeicola 26-R-13, 2076 nucleotides long. RefSeq lists its product as uncharacterized. The coding region runs from base 1 to 2076 and encodes 691 amino acids. Gene Ontology annotation, biological process: regulation of DNA-templated transcription. The transcript has 7 exons. The record is from RefSeq and is a predicted model, not a curated record. Gene Ontology annotation, molecular function: zinc ion binding; DNA-binding transcription factor activity, RNA polymerase II-specific. NCBI's taxonomy places the organism in Eukaryota, Fungi, Ascomycota, Dothideomycetes, Pleosporales, Pleosporaceae.